UCCGGCCCAGGCCCGGGUGGCGCGCGCCGAGAUCAGGAAGCUGCGGUCGCCCGGGGGGAGCAGCCCGUGCUGCAAGUGCAUCCCCAGAACGGGGGGGGGAGAUGAAGCGCUUGCUCUGGAGGAGAUCAGCGAGGGGCUGCACUGCAGCCCGCGGCACCAGGCCCUGGCGAUGCACCUCCAGCUCCUCCUCCAGCCGCCCGCUGCCGGAGGACCCGAGCCAGGAACCUGCCGAGGGGCAGCGGCGCAUGAACCCCCUCAACAUCCAGAUGCUGUCCAGGACCCUCCAUGAGCAGAUCUUCCGCGGGGCCCAGGUACGCUACUCAGCGGCGGAGAUCCAGAGGAGCGUGAAGCACCUGCAACGCCACGACCUGUGGGGCAAGGAAACCUCCACGCUGCCCGACGUGGACCUGCAGCUACCCCGCAUGUACGGGGACAACAUCGACGAGCAUUUUCGCCUCCUGGCGCAGAAGCAGAGCUUGCCCUACCUGGAGGCGGCCAACGAGCUGCUGCAGUGUGAGCUGCCCCCCGUGCCCUCGCAGUGGGCAUGGCAGCUCGGCUGGACGCGCUAUGGCCCCGAUGGGCAAGCGGAAACCGUUGACUUCCCGAAGGAGCGGGCGGUGGUGUUGGACGUGGAGGUGUGCGUGGCUGAUGGCCACUGCCCAACGCUGGCCGUGGCGGUCUCUCCACAUGCCUGGUACUCGUGGUGCAGCAAGCGGCUGCUGGAGCAGCGGUACUCCUGGUCCAGCCACCUCACCCUGGCUGACCUCAUUCCCCUGGAGAGCCCAGCUGGCGCUGGCUGUGCUGGGAAGCAGGACUGGCCAGAGAGAGUGGUGGUGGGGCACAACGUGGCCUUUGACCGGGCGUUCAUCAAAGAGCAGUACCUCAUCCAGGGCUCCCGGGUGCGUUUCCUGGACACCAUGAGCAUGCACAUGGCCAUCUCGGGGCUGACGGGCUUCCAGCGCAGCCUCUGGAUGGCUGCCAAGCACGGCAAGAGGAAGGGAAUGCAGCAGGUCAAGCAGCACAUAAAGAAAACACGCAGCAAAACGGAGGGGCCAGCUGUCACUUCGUGGGACUGGGUGCACGUCAGCAGCAUCAACAAUCUGGCGGACGUGCAUGCGCUGUACGUCGGGGGGGAGCCGCUGGAGAAGGAGGCGCGGGAGCUCUUUGUGAAGGGGACUAUGGCCGACGUCAGGAGUAACUUCCAGGACCUGAUGUCCUACUGUGCCCGCGAUGUCCAGGCCACUCACGAGGUGUUUCAGGAGCAGCUGCCGCUCUUCAUGGAGAGGUGCCCCCACCCUGUGACAUUUGCGGGGAUGCUGGAGAUGGGGGUGUCCUACCUGCCGGUCAAUGGGAACUGGAAGAGGUACCUAGAUGAUGCUCAGGGCAUCUACGAGGAGCUGCAGAAGGAGAUGAAGAAGUCCCUGAUGAACCUGGCCAAUGAUGCCUGCCAGCUGCUGCAUGAGGACAGGUACAAGGAUGACCCCUGGCUCUGGGAUCUUGAAUGGGACACUCAGGAGUUUAAGCAGAAGAAGAAUCCAGGGAAGAAGAAGAAGAAGAAGGAUCAGGACAGGAACAGCAAAGCCUCCACAGUGGCAGCAGGCACAGACGGGUCCGUGCAGGAGUUGCAGGAAGACCCUGGUCCCCCUGGUGAGGAUGAAGAGCUGAGAGCCCCUGCGAGCCGGGUCUGCCUGGAGCGUCUGAAGGAGACGGUUGCACUGCAACCCAAGAGACUCCAGCACCUGCCGGGCCACCCGGGCUGGUACCGCAAGCUGUGCCUGCGCCUGGAGGAGGCAGGGUGGGUGCCGGGACCCAGCCUCAUCAGCUUGCAGAUGAGGGUGACCCCGAAGCUGAUGCGCCUGGCCUGGGACGGCUUCCCCCUCCAUUACUCUGAGAAGCAUGGCUGGGGCUACCUGGUGCCUGGGCGGCAGGACAAUUUGCCCGCAGUCCCCUUGGAGGAUGAGGGCCCUCCCUGCCCGCACAGGGUGAUCGAGUACCUGUACAGGCAGCACUGCCUGGAGAGAGGCAAGGAGCAGCCCCCGGGGCCGGAGCCUGCCAUGGAGGAUGAGCUGCUGGUGAUGGACGGCAGCACGAUGUGGCAGAAGGUUGAGGAGCUGAGCCAGCUGGAGGUGGACACGGAGGAGAAAAUGGGCAGAGCAGACCAGAGCGUGGCACAGCAGGAAGAGAUGAUUGAGCUGUGCGAGCUGGUGGAGGCAAGGAGCCAGCCCUCGUACCACUACGGCAACGGUCCCUACAACGAUGUCAACAUCCCUGGGUGCUGGUUCUUCAAGCUGCCUCACAAGGAUGGGAAUGCUAACAACGUGGGAAGCCCUUUUGCCAAGGAUUUCCUGCCCCAGAUGGAGGACGGCACCCUGCGGGCUGCUGUGGGCCGCACCCACGGGACCAGAGCCCUCGAGAUUAACAAAAUGAUCUCGUUUUGGCGGAACGCUCACAAGCGGAUCAGUUCCCAGAUGGUGGUGUGGCUGAAGAAAGGGGAGCUGCCUCGCGUGGUGACCAGGCACCCUGACUAUAAUGAGGAGGAUGAUUACGGAGCCAUCCUGCCGCAGGUGGUGACCGCGGGCACCAUCACCCGCCGGGCGGUGGAGCCCACAUGGCUGACAGCCAGCAACGCCCGGGCUGACCGGGUGGGCAGCGAGCUGAAAGCCAUGGUCCAGGUGCCGCCUGGCUACUCCAUGGUGGGUGCGGAUGUGGAUUCCCAGGAGCUCUGGAUAGCCGCCAUCCUCGGUGAGGCACAGUUUGCCGGCAUGCACGGCUGCACAGCCUUCGGCUGGAUGACUCUGCAGGGAAAGAAGAGCAACGCGACAGACCUGCACAGCAAGACGGCCGCCACGGUGGGCAUCAGCCGGGAGCACGCCAAGGUCUUCAACUAUGGGCGCAUCUACGGGGCCGGGCAGCCCUUCGCUGAGCGGCUGCUGAUGCAGUUCAACCAUCGGCUGACGCAGCAGCAGGCGCGCGAGAAGGCUCAGCAGAUGUAUGCGGUCACCAAGGGUGUCCGGAGGUUUCAUCUCUCUGAGGAGGGGGAGUGGCUGCUGAAGGAGCUGGACCUGGCUGUGGACAGGGCAGAGGAUGGAUCCGUGUCAGCCCAGGAUGUCCAGCAGCUCCAGAGAGAAGCCAUGAAAAGGUCCCGGAGGAAGAAGAAGUGGGAUGUGGUGGAGCACCGAGUGUGGGCUGGAGGCACCGAGUCUGAGAUGUUCAACAAGCUGGAGAGCAUUGCCUUAUCCCCGUCCCCGCAGACCCCGGUGCUGGGCUGUCACAUCAGCAGGGCCCUGGAGCCCGCCGUGGCCAAGGGGGAGUUUCUGACCAGCAGAGUGAACUGGGUGGUGCAGAGCUCAGCCGUUGACUACCUGCACCUCAUGCUGGUCGCCAUGAAGUGGCUCUUCGAGGAGUUCGACAUCAAUGGGCGCUUCUGCAUCAGCAUCCACGAUGAGGUGCGCUACCUGGUCCAGCAGCAGGAUCGCUACCGGGCAGCCCUGGCUCUGCAGAUCACCAACCUCCUCACGCGGUGCAUGUUUGCCUACAAACUGGGCCUCCAGGAUCUGCCACAGUCAGUGGCUUUCUUCAGUGCAGUGGAUGUUGACCAGUGCUUAAGGAAAGAGGUGACCAUGAACUGUGUGACGCCAUCAAAUCCAACCGGCAUGGAGAAGAAAUAUGGCAUCCCUCAAGGAGAAGCACUGGAUAUAUAUCAGCUAAUUGAAAUAACCAAAGGUUCGCUGGAGAAGAAGUGAUGACGCUAGAGUGCCAGAAUGACAAUUGUCCAGAGAGCGUGCCAGAGCCUGGGUGUCCUUUCAGAAGGAGAACUUUUGACAGGGUCUAAUCCCGGUCACUCUGUUUCCUUUUUGCUGUAAGAAGGAAUGUUCCUGGGGAAGAAGAUUUUGAUAGCAGCACAUUCAAAUAGCAGAGGUGCUUCUGAGGACAGCAACCACCUGUAAAACCUGAGACAGGGGCCAGAGUCGCUGCUUGCACACCCAUGGGCACAAAGGAAGAAAUCAUAAGUAUUUGGCGAGAGAAACAACAAACCAUCGUCUCCAUACACGCAGUUCUCCAAGACCAAGGCGAGUCUGCCACAGAACAGGCACUGUGGGAGGAGGCAGCAGCGGCAACCCUAGCUUUAUUUUUUUCGCUGUCUUUUCUUUUUGGGUUCCUGGUUCUCAUCUGUCUGCUCUGUGGUGCUGCUCUGGAGAGGGAGGGAGAGAGUAGCAGUAUAGGGUGUGAUUGUUUUUGUCUGGUUAGUGUGAGGAAUGUUUACCUAAAACAAGAAACCAGAUAUGCAGAACAGGAUUCAGCUCUUUAUCCUGCCUAACAAAAUGACCUGAAUAUGGCGCUCUUCUCACCCACUGAGGCUUUCCCCAUGGACACCCCUCAAUUCAUGCUGGAACUUAGACCACAGGUUAUGAAUGGCACAGGACAGGGACUGUUUGUGCUGGGGUUUGGCUUGUUGAAACACUCAGGAAAAUAUGGACAGAAGCAUCAAUAAAAACCUGGACAAUCAGCAAA
Grus americana (Whooping crane) is the source of this 4512-nucleotide messenger RNA. RefSeq names its product DNA polymerase gamma, catalytic subunit (gene POLG). Bases 102 to 3743 code for a protein of 1213 amino acids. Gene Ontology annotation, cellular component: mitochondrion; gamma DNA polymerase complex. The transcript has 23 exons. NCBI's taxonomy places the organism in Eukaryota, Metazoa, Chordata, Aves, Gruiformes, Gruidae. Gene Ontology annotation, biological process: mitochondrial DNA replication. Gene Ontology annotation, molecular function: 3'-5' exonuclease activity; DNA binding; DNA-directed DNA polymerase activity. The record is from RefSeq and is a predicted model, not a curated record.